AUGGCUACAGGAGGAAUGUACGGCGCCAUCGAGCCCUUCUCGGGAAAGUCCUGGGCGUCAUGGAUCCAGCGCGUCAACUUCUACUUUGUGGCGAACGACAUCAGCAACGAAGAGAAGAAACGGGCCCUCCUCCUCACGCUAUGCGGCGCGGACACUUUCGAGACUGCGUGUGCGCUGGUCGCGCCGAAAACCCCUGGAGAGGUCAGCUUCAGCGAGCUGGUCACACUUCUCCAGCGGCAUUUCGAUCCGAGACCAUCGGAGCUUUACGGCCGGUACGUGUUCCAGCGACGAGACCAAAACCCCGGCGAAUCGAUAAGCAGCUAUGUCGCAGCCCUCAAGAGUUUGACAGUGGACUGCAACUUCGGUGUGCUAGCGGCUACGCCUGCAACAUCGACAUCGUCAGGGGGAAGUCAAGAGCCCGUUUCACAACGGAACCCAACAAUGCUGCCACAGGACGUAAUGCUGCGAGACAGAUUCGUUUGCGGAAUCCGCGACGAACAUCUCCAACAGCGCCUCUUUGCAGAAAAGGAGCUGACCUUCCAACGUGCUUUGGAUAUAGCCCUAUCAGCGGAGAGUGCAUCAAGGCAGCAGCGGGGAAUUAAAGCGGCAACGAACUCCGGAGAGAUCAACAAGGCUACUCCCAACAAGCAGGAAGACAAAAAAACGCCUUCCCGACGCCGUUGCUACCGAUGUGACGGCUGGCACGACCCUUCGACGUGCAAAUUCAAAACAGCAGAGUGCCGUUUUUGCGCCAAAGUGGGCCAUAUCGGAGACGCCUGCAUUGCACGCAAGAAGCAAGAAAAGGAAGCACGCACACACACCAGGCAACAAACGCACAGUGUCAACCCCCUACCAUAUGACGAAACUGUAAGCAGUGAUUCCAUGUACGAGCUGCAUGCAGUAAAUGGGCGCACACACUGCCCCAAGUUCCUGGUAGACGUGGAAGUAGAGCAAAAAUCCCUGCAAUUUGAAGUUGACACGGGUGCCGCACGCUCCCUGAUAAGUGAGGAGACCUACCACAAAGCGUGGCCAGGGAACGCCCCCCAACUUUCAAGGGAGCCACUCGACUUGCGCACUUGGUCGGGAGAAGAACUGCGUGUUCUGGGAACCGCACAUGUUCGGGUGAAGUUUAAGUCAGACGACUGCGUGCUACCGUUGCUGGUGAUGAAAGGAGCGGGAUGCAACCUCUUGGGACGGGACUGGUUCGCGCCUCUCCAUAUCCAGGUCCACGGAAUCAACCAUUUGGAACAUCCAACAGAUGAGAUCAGGGAAGUCAUCUCUCGACACCCAGACGUGUUCAGAGAGGACAUUGACGGCUACACAGGCCCCUUGAUUCACCUGGAAUUGGAAGAAGACGCAAGCCCCAAGUUUUGUAAGGCUCGUCCUGUGCCUCUUGCCCUGCAGGGGCCUAUGGAAGAUGAACUUGAUCGCCUGCAACAUCAGGGCAUCCUCUCACCGAUACAGCAUUCCAACUGGGCGACACCGCUAGUCCUCGUUCGGAAAAAUGAUGGAACAUUGCGUGUGUGUGGUGACUACAGGAGCACUGUUAACGCAGCGGCGAAGAAGGCCUCCUACCCUCUUCCAACUACAGCGGAGGUGUUCGCGAAUUUGCGCGGCGGAACCCUCUUCUCGACGUUGGAUUUGUACCAAGCCUACCAACAGCUGAAGGUCGACGACGAAACAGCAGCGCUCCUCACGGUGAACACGACCAAGGGACUGUUUAAAGUGAAUCGGCUACCGUUCGGAGUAUCCGCCGCACCUGCCAUCUUCCAGCGCAUGAUGGAGGUAACACUGGCCGGAAUUCCCGGGGUGAGUGUUUACCUUGAUGAUAUUAUUAUCAGCGGGAAAGAUGCUUCUGAGCACGCACAUCGUCUUGACCAGGUUUUAACAAGGCUAAGCGAGAGAGGCCUACGCCUGAAGAAGGAUAAGUGCCACUUUGGCAUCACGUCAGUUGAAUUCCUGGGACACCGAAUUGACGCCAAUGGGGUGCACGCCACCGAGAGCAAAAUCGAGGCCAUACUUCGGGCACCACAACCAACUGACAGAACAUCUCUCCGAGCUUUUCUGGGGUUGAUAUCGUUUUACGACCGCUUUUUAAGGAACAGGGCAAAUGUCGUAGCCAAGCUGUACAAACUGUUAGAGAAAAAUACGCCCUGGAACUGGAAAUCGGAGCACGAAACCGCCUUCGAGGAACUGAAACAUAUGGUCCGCACUUGUACAGUACUGGCUCAUUACGAUGAAACCAAGCCCCUUCUUUUGUCCGUAGACGCGUCACCGUACGGUAUCGGUGCGGUGCUGGCUCAGGAAGACGCUCUUGGCCGAGAGGCACCCAUAGCAUUCGCUUCGCGAACAUUGGGAAGCGCGGAAAAGAACUAUUCCCAGCUUGACAAAGAAGGAUUGGCGAUAGUAUACGGUGUCAGCCAUUUUCACAAGUACAUCGCUGGUCGGCACGUAACCGUAAUGACAGACCAUCAGCCACUGAUUGGUAUCAUGGGCGAAAAGAAACAAGUGCCGUCGGUACUAUCGCCUAGAAUGACUCGCUGGUGCCUCAAGCUAGCCACCUAUGAUUACAAUUUGGUGUACAGACCAGGCCAAAAACACCAAAACGCAGACGCUCUCAGCAGACUCCCGCUGCCAGCACAGGUCGAUGAGCCUUAUCCGCCAGGAGACGUGCUCAUGUUGGUUUCCACGCCAAGCUUUGAACUAGCACCAAACCAACUUGCUGAAAUGACCCGACAAGACCCAGUGUUGUCUCGAGUGAAAGCAGCUGUCGGAAGCGGCGAAUUGCGCAAGCUUGCCAAUGAAGGGUUUGCAGCAUACAGAAAGCUCGGGGUCGAACUCUCUAUUCAGGAGGGCUGCCUUAUUAGGGGCUGCAGGGUGGUCAUUCCUGCAAAAGCGAGAAAGUGCGUGUUGGGCCUGGCCCACGAAAACCACAGAGGAAUUGUCGCCAUGAAAGCCUGCGCUAGAAGUUACUUUUGGUGGCCAGGUGUUGACAGCGAUAUUGAAGAGGUGGCAAGAAACUGUGUAAUAUGUCGCCAGCACCAAAAGGCACCAGGCAAGGCACCCAUGCCUCAGUGGGAGCGCGCAACGACACCUUGGCACACCAUUCAUGCGGACUUUGCUGGCCCUGUGGAGGGGAGGAUGUUGCUAGUGGUGGUCGAUGCGUACACCAAGUGGCUGGAAGUGCGCUGCAUGCGCAACAUCCAGACUACCACAUUGAUCGAAGAAAUGCGAAACCUUUUCGCAACGUUUGGGCUCCCCAAAAAGCUAGUGACGGACAAUGGCCCGUCUUUUGUUUCCUCAGAAUUUGAGGACUUUUUAAAGAAGAACGGGGUUACACAUGUCACAAGCGCCCCCUAUCAUCCCGCCACUAAUGGCCAGGCAGAGAGGAUGGUGUCCGAAACAAAACAGGCGUUAGCCAAGAACCAAACAGGAACGUUUGCAUGCAGGCUGGCGCGGUUCCUACUUAAGCAGCACAGCACCGUAUCAACGGCAACGGGCAAAACACCAGCCGCAUUAAUGUUCGGGCGCGACAUUGUCACCGCGCUCACAAAACUCCAGCCCCAGCCGCCUGAGGAAACACCCUCGAACGCCAGGGGGUACAACUCCGCGAGGGAAAUUUCUGUGGGGCAGUCCGUAUUCAUCCGGAAUUUCGUCGGCAGCCCUGCAUGGAUGGAGGGAACGGUGACGGAGAGGCUCGGACACAGGUCUUGGAUGAUUAAAUGUGAAACGGGAACGUUUCGAAGGCACCUAGACCACAUAAAACCCGGUGUCGACAAGAGUCAGGCGGAAAGCCGCAUAGAAAGCGAGCACGGAGAGCAACUCGCAAUAACAGGGCAAGCUACCGUGCCGGCCCCGUACAUGCUGGAUCCACCAGCAGAUUCCCCUGUGUCAUCAGGGUUCAGCCUAACAGAAGAACCAGGGCCACAACAACCAGCGACGCAGCCGGACACGACACCGACAUCACGUCCGCAACGACAUCGCCAGCCCCCAGACCGCUACGGGGACUCCAUCUAA
This is a messenger RNA of Rhipicephalus sanguineus (brown dog tick), 4017 nucleotides long. RefSeq lists its product as uncharacterized. NCBI's taxonomy places the organism in Eukaryota, Metazoa, Arthropoda, Arachnida, Ixodida, Ixodidae. The coding region runs from base 1 to 4017 and encodes 1338 amino acids. The record is from RefSeq and is a predicted model, not a curated record. Gene Ontology annotation, biological process: DNA integration; proteolysis. Gene Ontology annotation, molecular function: aspartic-type endopeptidase activity; nucleic acid binding. The transcript has a single exon.